Molecule: messenger RNA, 807 nt
Organism: Durio zibethinus
Lineage: Eukaryota; Viridiplantae; Streptophyta; Magnoliopsida; Malvales; Malvaceae
Source: RefSeq, a predicted model, not a curated record
AUGAGGGAAGAUACAACAAUUGAAGGAGCUUUGGCAAUCAAGCACCAAAAUGUGGCCAAAAGUAAAAGAAAGAAGAAAAAGGAUUUUGAAGGAAAUGGGGCAAGUACUGCAUCAGCCAAUGCAAAAGAAAAGAAUGAAAAUCAGAAGAAAUCCUAUUCACCUUGCCAACAUUGUGGAAAGAAGGGUUAUCCUCCAUUUAGAUGGCAUGAAGCUGUUAUCUGCAAAAACAAAAUUUUGCAACAUGGUGAAGAUGCAAAGAUUGCUGAUCAAGAGGAGAAAGAUCACCUGUUUGCAGCUAUAUAUUUCUCCGGUAUCGAAUCAAGUGAGAGUUGGCUUAUAGAUAGUGGUUGUACUAACCACAUGACACAUGACAAGGAUCUAUUCAAGGAACUAAGCAACGCAAACUCAUCGAAAGUUCUAGUUGGUAAUAAUAAGUACAUAACUGUGAAAGGAAAAGGAACAGUUGCAAUUUUAACUUGUUCAAGUACAAAGUUCAUUUCUGAUGUAUUAUAUGUCUCUGAAAUUGAUCAAAACUUGUUAAGUGUUGGACAACUAAUUGAAAAGGGUUAUAAAGUUGUGUUCGAAGAUAAAAGUUGCUUGAUUAAAGAUGCAGUUGGCCAAGAUAUUUUCAAAGUAAAAAUAAAAGGGAAAAGCUUUGCUUUAAAUCUAUUGGAGAAGGAGCAAACUGCUUUCCCAAUCAAAGAAAAUAUCACUGAAGUAUGGCACAAGAGGCUCGGGCACUAUCAUCAUCAGGGGCUGCUGCAGAUGAAAUCCAAGAAUAUGGCCCACAAAGAACGCCUUCUCUGA